GACUUUUUGACGGCAACCAUUUCACCACCAAAAGAUACUGCCACGACACUCCUUUAUUUCUACUUCUCGGCCUCAAUCUUCAUCUCUGCUCACCAAAGACUACGCUCGUUUGCUUUGCGCAUCUUUGACAAUGUUGGACAAAAUCGUCGGUCUCGCCAUGCUCGUGGCCGCUUCCGUCGUCUUCACCUACUACACCAUCUGGACUCUUCUCAUGCCCUUUGUCGACGACGAUCACCCUCUCCAGAACUUCUUCCCCCCUCGCGUUUGGGCCAUUCGCAUCCCUGUCAUUAUCAUCCUCCUCGGUUCCGCUGUUGUUGGCUCAUUCCUUGGCAUGGUUAUGAUUCGGAGCAACCAGAAGAAGGCUGCAAAGGCCAAGGCUGCCGCUAAGAAGGCCAACUAGACGACGACAUGUCGAUUAUAUACUUGUAAUCAUUCAGUGUCUUCCAACGGCGUUGUUUCGCCCAAGACCUAAUCACACCAUAUGGGACUUUGAACCCUUAGGCCAAUGUCUUAAUGCAAAAGAGAUGAACACUACAGGAA
This is a messenger RNA of Fusarium redolens, 540 nucleotides long. RefSeq names its product dolichol phosphate-mannose biosynthesis regulatory. Gene Ontology annotation, molecular function: enzyme regulator activity. Gene Ontology annotation, cellular component: dolichol-phosphate-mannose synthase complex; endoplasmic reticulum membrane. The coding region runs from base 131 to 400 and encodes 89 amino acids. The transcript has 3 exons. NCBI's taxonomy places the organism in Eukaryota, Fungi, Ascomycota, Sordariomycetes, Hypocreales, Nectriaceae. The record is from RefSeq and is a predicted model, not a curated record. Gene Ontology annotation, biological process: GPI anchor biosynthetic process.